AUGGAAAGCCACAGAAACAUCUCAGAAUUUGUUCUUCGUGGACUUUCUUACAGUCAACAAAUACAGAUAUUUUGCUUUGUGUUCUUCUCAUUCUGUUAUAUUCUUCUGUUGGGAGGAAAUAUUCUGAUCAUCAUCUCUGUCCAGCUCAGCCAUCUGGUAAACCAGCCAAUGUACUAUUUCCUUGUCCAUUUGUCCUCAAUAGACAUCUGUUAUACCUCCACUGUAACGCCUAAAUUAAUUGCUGAUUUGCUAGUGGAAAGAAAGACCAUUUCCUAUAGUUACUGCAUGUUCCAGGUCUUUGUGCUGCACUUUUUUGGAGGUAUUGAGAUCUUUAUUCUUACUGCCAUGGCUUAUGAUCGCUAUGUUGCCAUCUGCAAACCCCUCCACUACAUGCUCAUCAUGAACCGAACAAAAUGCAAAGUCUUACUUCUUGCGACCUGGAUUUGUGGGGCUGCCCAUGCCUUUCCUCUUUUCAGCAUAGUUGUCAGUUUGCCCUUCUGUGAUGUAAAUGAAAUUGAUCACUAUUUCUGUGAUGUUUUCCCUUUGAUUGAAAUUGCCUGUACUGAUACCUUCAUUGAUGGCAUGCUGGUAAUUGCUUUUUCUGGUCUGGUAAUCUCAGGCACCUUUGUGGUCCUUCUUAUUUCUUAUGUGAUUAUAUUAUUCUCUUUAAGGAAUCAAUCAGCAGAAGGAAGGCAAAAAGCCCUCUCUACUUGUGGCACUCAUAUCAUUGUUGUCAUCUUAUGGUUUGUACCUGCAAUCUUUAUCUACCUUAGACCUCCCACUACCUUCCCUGAGGAUAAAAUAUUCUCACUUUUUUACACCAUCAUUUCACCAAUGUUCAACCCCUUAAUCUAUUCUCUGAGAAAUCGAGAGAUGAAAAGCACAAUGAAAAAAGUUUGGUGUCAAAAACUCCUUUCAAAAGAAGUUCAUAAAUAG
This is a messenger RNA of Suncus etruscus (white-toothed pygmy shrew), 936 nucleotides long. Its product is annotated as olfactory receptor 4P4-like. The record is from RefSeq and is a predicted model, not a curated record. Gene Ontology annotation, cellular component: membrane. Bases 1 to 936 code for a protein of 311 amino acids. NCBI's taxonomy places the organism in Eukaryota, Metazoa, Chordata, Mammalia, Eulipotyphla, Soricidae. The transcript has a single exon. Gene Ontology annotation, biological process: G protein-coupled receptor signaling pathway. Gene Ontology annotation, molecular function: olfactory receptor activity; G protein-coupled receptor activity.